AUGGACCUGAGCAGACAGGCGUGGUUACUGUCCAAGCCUAUAGGAAUAGCUUCAGAAGCAUCUUCACUGGGACAGAACAUGACUGUCAACGCUGGUGCCACCAUGUCUACAUUUGCGACCUUGCCUGUUCUCCCCCCUGCCCCCCAACCGGCACCCCAGUUAUUUUGGGAGCCCCCAGCGCCCCUCAUGACUGCGGGCAUCUCUCCCAGGAAUCCUCUAGUCCUGUCUGCCUUGCCUGGGAUGUCGUUGGUGGCAGAAGAUGGGAGCACUGCCCUGAAUGCAGCUGUUCCCCUGAACAUCGUACCGCUUGGAACACUGGGCAGGCCCGUCCAGCCUGUGCACAAUGCCAACAUUGUUCUCACUCAGGUGCCUCUCAACUAUAAUAUUCCUGGGGCCCAAGGUGUGGGUAUGGGGUACUCGACUCCACUCUUCAUGGCAACACCUGCUGCAAACACCUUCAUUAAUACACGAAUUGCUUCGGCUGUCCAGCCCCAAGAGGGAACAUGGGUCCUGGGACCUCGCCCUCCCACCACACAGCAAGUUGUCCAGCUAGUUCCUGUCAGGUCUCCGGUGACCUCAGCACCACCUCCAAAAGGAGCAUAUGGAGAGAGUGUCCCAGCCAACAUCCAAGCCAGAAACUCCCCAGAAAAUUACUUGUCCAAGCCAGACAGUGUCUAUGGGAACUUCAGACGCUGGCAGCAUAUCAAGACACUCGUCCAGAGGCACUUGCCCCAGACUCCUGAUGUGGCGGCUUUCUCCUGCUUCCUCAUUCCAGUGCUUCGGUCCCUGGCCCGGAGGAAGCCCACCAUGAAUGUGGAGGAAGGCCUGUGGAGGGGUCUGCAGGAAUGGCAGUGUACAAGCAACUAUGACCGGAUGAUCUUCUUUGAGAUGGCAGAAAAGUUCACAGAAUUUGAGAAUGCAGAAGAAAUGGAGAACUCAAUGAGAAACAUCCAGUACCAAGUUCUUGCAACCGCACCAAGGCAAGAUCCUCCAAGGCUCCCAGUUCCCAAGGCGGUUAAGGAACCAGAAUGUACCUCUAUGAAGACUGUCCCCAGGACCGAUUCUGCCCAUCUCCCAGAGUUCAGACACCAGCAGUUACGAAAGGCCAAAACACCCACGGAAAUUCCACCAGAAGCCGUGCAGGAGUACAUGGAUAUCAUGGACUGGCUGGAGGGGUUUCCUCAGCCAUUCACAGGAGACCCCAAGGAAAAGGAGGAAGAUGAGAACAGUGGGACAGAGCAGGAAGGAGAUGACUUAUACUCAGACGCAGGACUCCUGAGCUACAUUGAUGAGCUGUGCUCACAGAAACGUUUUGUUGAGCAGGUAGAGGCCAUAAUAAACCCCCAGUUUGUGGCAGAAAUUCUAUCUGCCAAACCAGAAAUGGACAUCCUGGCUCUAACCAAGGAGCUGGAGCAUGAGGAAGAACUCACUAUUGACCAGCUGAUAGAGAAGCACUGCCUGGCUUUGAAGAAGAAAGGAGUUGAGAGAGCAGCUCUGAAUCCUGGUGCCCCUCAGAAUCCUGCCAACGCUUCUGUACUGACUGUCUGCCAAGGUGCACAGAGAGAUGACUGUGGUGCCCAGAAAGGAGCCAGUACACAGAUUGCUUCCUCACGAAUGGCUUCCUUAGACCAGCAGUGUCUUGGAGGCACCAAUACAGAACUGUGGGGGCCUAAGCCUGCUACUCUCCACCACAGUAAUCAAAGUUCACCAUCACUGGUAGACAAUGGAUCCACUGGUUUUCCCUGUGGCAGAGGAGCACAUAACCAAAGCCCAGGAUCCAGAUGCGCCGGGAUCCUCAGAGGAACUCCUGCUACGGAGGACCCUCAAGGGCCACUGGGCAAAACCAUUGAGGACAAGGAGGAACUCCAUAGCCUGUCUUUCCUCCUGUCCUCCCAGUACAGGCUAGUGCCCUGGAGACUAUCUCCCCAAAUGUGCCCCUAUGCAGAUCUCCCCGACUCUGCUAGUAUCCCCAAACCAUGCCCAAAGAUGAGGGGCCCUAGCCCUGAUCCAUGUCCAAUUGUCAAGUCAAAGAAGCGAGCAGUCUUUGGAGGCUUGGUUCCUACGGCUAAGAAGCCUAACUUAGAACCUGGUUUUGGGGUGUCUGAAGAGCCACUCUCCGCUCUGGAGCUGGCUCACCUCUCACAGACUCAGAAGAGGAAUCACGAGACACUAGGUACCCGUAAAAGGAAGAGGAAGAAGAGGCAUUGA
This is a messenger RNA of Rattus rattus (black rat), 2208 nucleotides long. Its product is annotated as NUT family member 2-like. The record is from RefSeq and is a predicted model, not a curated record. NCBI's taxonomy places the organism in Eukaryota, Metazoa, Chordata, Mammalia, Rodentia, Muridae. The transcript is spliced from 7 exons. The coding region runs from base 1 to 2208 and encodes 735 amino acids.